GAAGGGGCGGCCGCGCAAGCGCAAGCCCAAGGACCUCGAGAGCAUGACGGCCAGCCUCGAUCUGAACGCGGACUACCUGGACGUGCCCUUCCGCGUGGCCCCGGGCACCCCGGGGGGCAUGCCGGGCUCCAACGGGCAGCAGCGCACCAAGCGCAUGCGCACCUCCUUCAAGCACCACCAGCUGCGCACCAUGAAGUCCUACUUCGCCAUCAACCACAACCCCGACGCCAAAGACCUCAAGCAGCUCUCGCAGAAGACGGGCCUCCCGAAGCGGGUGCUGCAGGUGUGGUUCCAGAACGCGCGCGCCAAGUGGCGGCGGAUGGUGCUGAAGCAGGAGGGCAAGGCGGGGUCUGCGGCGGGCGACAAGUGCGUGGGCGGGCCGGAGGGCGCGGGCGCGGGCGGGGCCGACCUGGACGCUUACCCGCCGCCGCCGCCGCCCCCGCACGGGCCGGGCGCCGACUACCACCACGCGCUGGCGCACGGCGCGCCGCUGCAGGCGCACAGCCCGCCCUACAUUCUGGGCGGCGGCAGCCCGCCCUCGCUCGAAAUCAUCAUAUUUAAGAAGACCUCCAAUAUGCAGUUCGUGACUGUUCCAAGUGCGUUCUUCCUGUCGGAUUCAAAGCUUAUAAAUGAAAAAGAAAUUUUACUCAGUACCUAUCGUUUAUCGGUGGAAGAUGAAAAUAUAAAUACUCCCUGUCAUAAUGUUUUAACGCGUCUGAUUAUUAUUACAAUUGCGUAA
Molecule: messenger RNA, 739 nt
Organism: Gryllus bimaculatus (two-spotted cricket)
Lineage: Eukaryota; Metazoa; Arthropoda; Insecta; Orthoptera; Gryllidae
Source: the annotation of a GenBank genome assembly